Messenger RNA from Tachysurus vachellii, 6786 nucleotides. Its product is annotated as ankyrin-3-like. The record is from RefSeq and is a predicted model, not a curated record. Gene Ontology annotation, molecular function: protein binding. Gene Ontology annotation, cellular component: T-tubule. The coding region runs from base 66 to 6785 and encodes 2239 amino acids. NCBI's taxonomy places the organism in Eukaryota, Metazoa, Chordata, Actinopteri, Siluriformes, Bagridae. Gene Ontology annotation, biological process: regulation of cardiac muscle contraction; protein localization to T-tubule; signal transduction. The transcript has 18 exons.
GAUCUGCCAGAUACCACAACACACCUUCAGAGAUUUUGAGGAGUCCAUGCCUCAAUGAGCCGGAAAUGUUUUGGAGGCACAGGUCCAACACUGUGAACCGAGCAUUGUUUGCAAGAGACAUGAUUGAGGACAUCCUAGUUCCAACCAAAGGCAAGGACCUUGCAGUCAAUCUGGAACAGAAUGAGUGUUUCAGCCAUUAUAGCUGUACCCCAGACACUGUGGAUCAUGCAUGGAAUACAAUGUCCAGUCCUAUCCACUCAGGCUUUCCCCCUCACUCUAAUUUUUUCACUCUAAUUUCUCUUCCCUUGUUUGUUCUUGGCAGGUUUCUGGUGAGCUUCAUGGUGGAUGCCAGGGGUGGAUCUAUGAGAGGAAGUCGUCAUAAUGGCAUGCGCAUUAUCAUUCCUCCCAGGAACUGUCCAGAACCAACGCGAGUCACAUGUCGGUUGCCAAAACGGCAAUGCCUGCUGUACCCACCUCCCAUGGUGGAGGGUGAGGGGCUUGUUAGCAGACUCAUAGAGGUGGGACCAGCUGGAGCCCAUUUUUUAGGGCCUGUCAUUGUGGAGAUUCCACAUUUUGGCUCAAUGCGUCGAAAGGAGCGUGAGCUGAUUGUACUGCGCAGUGAUAAUGGUCAUACAUGGAAGGAGCAUCAUUAUGAAUGCUGUGCAGAAGAUCUCAUUGCUCUGCUGAAUGGCAUGGAUGAAGAACUGGACAGCCCUGCUGAGCUGGAGAAAAAGCAUAUCUGCCGCAUCAUUACUAAAGACUUUCCGCAAUACUUUGCAGUUGUGUCUCGUAUUAAACAGGAGAACGAUUACAUGGGUCCCGAGGGUGGAGUGUUAAAUAGUGAAUCUGUUCCAAUGGCUAGGGCUGCUUUUCCCCCUGGAGCACUCACAAAGAAGAUUCGUGUUGGUUUACAGGCUCAGACAGUGCCAGAGGAAAUUGUGUGCAGUGUAAUUGGUAAUCAAGCCUCUUUCAGCCCCAUUGUAACUGUAGAACCCCGGAGGAGGAAGUUUCAUAAACCCAUCACCAUGACAAUUCCUGUCCCACCCAGUGCCAAGGACUACACAGGAUGUAAAGGAGACCCUGUUCCAUGCUUGAGACUGCUCUGCAGCAUCACAGGUGGCACUUCUCCAGCUCAUUGGGAGGAUAUCACUGGCACUACUUCACUCUCCUUUGUUACUGACUGUGUCUCAUUUACUACAAAUGUUUCAGCCAGAUUCUGGCUAACAGACUGUCAGCAAGUGAGUGAGACAGUUGCUCUGGCAACCCUAGUUUACAAGGAGCUGAUUUGUGUGCCAUACCUUGCCAAAUUUGUGGUUUUUGCAAAGACCAUUGACUUAGCAGAGUCAAAGCUACGUUGCUUCUGUAUUACUGAUGAUAAGGUGGACAAAACACUUGUGCAGCAAGACAACUUUGAGGAAGUGGCCAGGAGCAAAGAUAUAGAGAUUUCAGAGGGAAAGCUUAUCUAUGUGCAUUGCUAUGGCAAUCUGUCUCCUGUCAGCAAGAUCAACCAGCAGCUUGGUUUUACCUUCUAUGCAUUCAAAGAGAACAGACUAGCUUUUAGUGUUAAGGUGUGGGACAUGGAACAGAAGCCAUUUGGAAGACUCUGGUUUCUCAAAGAGAUGAAGACUUCUAAGGGCAUUUCUCAGAGUGCAAUCUGCAAGCUUAAUCUCACUCUGCCAGAACACAAGAAGGAGAUGGAGACAGAACCUGAUAAUGGGAAUGACAAAGAUCAACGUCAAAUCAUUGCUUCAUUAGCAUUACGACAGCGCUUUUGCCAUCUGUCUGAUCCCACAUCCCAAAAUACCGAAAAAGGAAAUUCUGCUCUGAAAACCACAUUACAGACUUCUGGCUAUUCCGACAAACCUGCUAUUAUGACACAUCAAUAUCAGGCCUGGGUCCCCAGCCCAUCUGCUAGCUCCAGGGGCCAAGCCAAGUCAGGAAUUCUCUCUCCCUCUAGCUCAUCCUCCAGCACUCCAUCUGCUUCGCCACUGAGGUCUGUGUUGUCAGAAAAUUCUGAGUUCUCCAUGAGAUCAGUCAUCAGACGUUCAUUAACACCCUCUAUCAAGUCUGUCAGUGGUGUUGCAUUACCAAUACACUCCUACAGAACUGUCUCCUCCUCACAAAAGACAAUGGAUCAACAAGCACUUCACUCAGGGCAGGCAUCUCUGACCGACUUGCCAUCUACAAUAAAAAAUGGCCCUGAGUCCGUUUCUGUAAAUUUUGCAUUGCCUUCUAUUUCAGCCAGAACCUCUCAACUACAAGCUGGAUGCUCACUGCUGGAGAAAUCCUUUAUCACUAAGACGCUGCCUGCUCCACCUGUGUCUUCUCUGAACAUGCAUAGCUCAAUUUUUUCAUAUAAAUCUGUCAAUACUUCAAAGGCUCCAACAACUGCUUCCCCCAUUAAACCAUUUUCACAGCUAAACACAAUCAAAACAGCAACAGAAACAACCGGCUGUCAUAGCUCUCCAACUAAACAGCACUCCCCCUCAGACUCCUUUAUUCUGUCUGGCAGCUUACAAGAGAGGAUACAGGCUACUACAGUUGCUGCUACAGAUGGUGUUAAUGCUGCUUUUGAUGAAGUAGAGAAGACCCUAAAUUCAUUUUCUGCAGGCUAUGAUAAACUCAAGGUUGUGUCAUCUUCACCACCUUCCUUCUCACAGUCUAUCAGGUCUUCACCUUCUGUUUAUGACUCUCUUAAAUCACCCCCUAACACCACCAUUUCUGUUACCCGUAGCAGAGUUGCAGUGCCUUUUUAUUCAGUUCUAAAUGUUUUGCCAGAACACCAGUUUAAAAAGCUUCCUGACAUCUCUAAAUCAACAGCAGCACUUCUGUCCCCCAGAAAAGCUAAUGAUCAAAUGCAGUCUACCUAUGUCAGAACUCCUGUCAGUCUACCUAUGUCAGAUAAAACCUUUCCAUUCAUGUCUCCGACAACUUUCUCAUCCCCUCUGUCAAACAGCCAAGAUAUACUGAAGGAUGUGCAUGAAAUGAAGGAAGAUUUAAUCAAAAUGUCAGCUAUUUUGCAAACUGAUACAGGAGCUGUUUCCAAAGGCUUCCAGUCUUACUCACUUAUCGAACAUAAAAUAGAAGACGAGGAACCACACAAAAUUAUGGAGGUUAGUGAUAUACUAACCACUGGUAUUCUAAAGGAAAAUAAAAAAUACAAGAAAGUUAGAAAGACUGAAGAUUUAGAGGACGACAUUGAUAACAACCAACCAAAUGGAUGGAGGUGUCCCACUCAGUAUGACACAAUAGCACCUCAGUUCAAAACAAGAAUUAUGACUGACAGAGAUUUAAACUUGGUAAAAGUGGUUGACUAUAUAAACAAUGACAAUGGCACACAUUCGUUAUCCAAAACUCUAGCAGCAACAGGGAGAAAUGAAGAGAAUAGUAGAGAGAGAAGGGAAAAAAUUAAACAUGCUAUGGCAGUUCAAGAACACAAGGUCAAACUGCCCCCAUUGACAAUACACCCUUCACUAUCAGAGAAAGAGCUAUCUAAGCUAUUUGGCACAAACACCAUUUUAGACUCAGAUAAUGUCUCUCAUGUCCAAGAUAAAAGUCUCCUGUCAGACAGUGGGUUUGAGACCCGGAGUGAAAGGACACCAUUACCAAUAACCCCCUUACAGGAAAUGUCACCAGUCAUGAAUAAAACAGAGACUGAAUCUGUACAUGCCAUACAGAGAUACAAACCUCCAAAGGACACCAUUGAGCCUGUAGCAGAUGAGGUCAAAAGAACCAAUUCUCCAGCCCAAUGUAUUGACACAAAUUUCAGGUUGCCUAGAAGCUGCAAUAAAGACAAAACAAAAAUGUAUCAAAACAGAUUCAGUACAGAGAACGAUAUCGUGUGUAAAGGCAUGCAACUUAAAGAGGAGACUCAUAUAACAACAACCACCCGAAUGUUAUAUCACAAACCGACAAGUAAGGAGACAACUUCAAAGAGGUUGGAAGAGACUGUUAUGAAACCCUUACAGUCUGGCCAAGAUUCAUCCAGAGUUUUACCUGGACUAUUUGAACAUCUGGGCAGCAAUGAAGGAUGUAAUGUAUCACAAAGACCUCUGAACAAUGAUUUAAUGGCAAAAGUGGAACACAUUAUUGAGGUUCACAUUGAAAAAGGAAAUAAAACGGAACCAACAAAGGUAAUUAUAAUAGAAACCAAAAAUUACCCUGAAAAAGAAAUGCAUAUUUAUCAAAGCAGCAGAAGCAAGAAGGAAUUUCAAAACAGAGCAAAAGUGGAGAAAGUAAUCACACCUUUCACACAGGAGGAUGAUAUUAGGACCACCACUGUUCAGUUAACCAAACCAGACUUAUACAAAACUCUUAAAUUACAAAGACCACACUCAGUGGAGUACCAUGAAGAAGAGUCUUCAGUUAUGAGAAAGGACUCAGAUAAAAUGCUAUUCUCUGAGAAAUUUGACACUUUUUAUUCUGACAAAGACAACACUUUGACUGAAGGGUCUAAUAAUUAUAAAGUGAAAGUCAAAGAAGCAGAGGAAAAGCUUAGUGAGGUCUCAUGGUUCUUCCGGAAUAAAACUGAGAAAUUAAAGGAUGAACUCCAGCACCCUGAGAAGAAAAAUCAUAGGCUAAACAUUCAAGAAACUCAGUCUGUGCCCAGUUCUACCUACAACAGCCCAGAGAGAACAAUGGAUGGUGGUAGUGGUGGAGAACAGUGGAGCACUGAAAAGUUUAAAGAAAGAUAUGCUCCUAAUGAGAUGAACUGUGCUAGUCUUCCAAGUAGCCCAGGGGAAUGUGUUUUACUUCAGUACAGUGUUGAUAACAGAAAACACAGGGACUGCUCAGUAGUCAGUAGUGCAAGACAUAUUAAUGUAACCUGCACUAGCACUAACGGUGAACAAAUUGAAUAUACAGAGAGAGUGACUCCAAAUGUUACAGCAGAUAUUAAACCUUUACCAGUUUAUAUCAGCAUUCCAGUGGUAAAACAGUAUGAGGAAAAGGCAGCCACUGUACAACCUAACACAUACAAAAAAGUUGUUAGCCAUGUGAGCCACACAAAUCAGGAGGCAAAGGAAGAGUUUUAUAAUGCUAUACAGAGGCAACUGCCUUUACCUGGGGGGAGCCCAGAAGAUGACACACUGAAGCACAUAAUCAUUAUGGACAAUUUUGGAAGAUGUCCAAUCACUCCUGAGACCCCCAGCUCUGAUGAGGUUAGCUAUGACGUAAAUUCCCAAGCACCAGUCUCUAAAAUCGGUUUUAAGGCACAUGUACCCAGCUCAAUCCCAAAAGAAUCAGAGAAAGAAGACAAGCCUUUUAUUUUUGGGCACAUACCAGAAGAGAAAGUCAAGACUGUUACUCAAUCAAAAUUCUUCAAAAGGAACUAUGAGUCACCAAGAGCCACAGACAAACAUGUAGCAUACUUUGAAUUUCCACCACUUCCACCCCAUGGUACGCAACAGUCUGAACAUAUGGAACUGAACAAGGACUCGCCACCUUCUGAAGCAGACACAGAGAUGAUGGAGGUGAAUCUUCAAGAGGAGCAUGACAGACACCUUUUUGCUGAGCCUGUUAUUCAGAUAUAUCCACCAUCUCCUAUUCCACCUGGGGCUAAUGACAGUGAUUCAAGUGAUGAGUCUGUCAUUCAGCCCAUCCCUCUAAAGAAGUACAAUGUUAAAAUGACUCAGAAUUGUAAAAAGCCACAAAACCCAGAUAAAAAUGUUUCCUAUCACAAAGAGUCACAUUAUGUGUCACAUGGUGUCAUUAAGAGAGAUGAGGUGGAUGAGCAAAAUGGUAAUGAUCAGUCUGUUACUGACUGCUCUAUAGCAACAACGCCUGAAUUUUCCCAUGACACUGAUGCCACAGAGCUAGACUCUCUGGAUGGGUAUGACUUGCUGGAUGAGGAUGAUGGGUUGAGUGAUACCAAGACAUUAGGCCUUUCAAAUGAUCGAAAGUCAGCCAAUAGCACCUCUAGCCAGACCAAGCUGGAAGUUAGAAAACAGGGCACACCAAAUGAGGAUGAAAAUACAAAGUCUAAAAGCAGCUUGGGCAAAAAAAAAGAAAGUAGUAAAGAUCAAUGCAAGAUCUACUCUUUAGAGGGAAGACAUCCUGAUAGACAAGAGUUUGCAGAUAGCUAUUUCAGCUACAAUCUUGAGCAGGAAUUACCUUCAACUUUUAAUACUGUUUCCACUAAAUGUCUGCACUUUGAUCCAUGGUCAAACAAAGGAAAAGAGGAAAAAGUGUUUGGGACGAAAAGCACAGAUGAAGAUACAAAACGUUUUAGUUUAUUGGUGGAGGACAAAUCACAAGCUACUACACCAGACACCACUCCAGUUCGAACACCAACCGAUGACAGCACCCCAACUAGCGAGGCUAACCCCUUUCCGUUCCAUGAGGGCAAGAUGUUUGAGAUGACCCGCAGUGGUGCUAUUGACAUGAGCAAGAAGGACUUUGUUGAAGAGAAGCUUCAAUUUUUUCAGAUUGGUCCCCAAAGCCCAUGUGAGAGAACAGAUAUUCGCAUGGCUAUUGUGGCUGAUCAUCUGGGGCUUAGCUGGACCGAGAUGGCACGUGAAAUGAAUUUUUCAGUCGAAGAGAUCAAUCAUAUCCGCAUGGAAAACCCCAACUCCCUCACUGCCCAGAGUUUCAUGCUACUGAAGACAUGGGUGAACAGACAUGGAAAAAAUGCAACCACGGAUGCUCUGUCUACGGUUUUGACCAAAGUGAACCGGAUGGACAUUGUGACUCUGCUGGAAGGGCCCAUAUUUGACUAUGGUAACAUUUCAGGCACCAGAAGGUUUGCAGAUGAUAGCGCUAUGGAGAAAGCAGAUGGUAAAAUUUAGA